This is a messenger RNA of Nelumbo nucifera (sacred lotus), 2481 nucleotides long. It is a transcript of the gene TBL2, whose product is annotated as trichome birefringence-like protein (DUF828). NCBI's taxonomy places the organism in Eukaryota, Viridiplantae, Streptophyta, Magnoliopsida, Proteales, Nelumbonaceae. The record is from RefSeq and is a predicted model, not a curated record. Gene Ontology annotation, cellular component: Golgi apparatus. Gene Ontology annotation, molecular function: O-acetyltransferase activity.
CUUUUGGGCUUCCUGCUUGGCUGGCUUCUCUGAUCUCUAUAUUCUCUUCGACGGAGAAACUUUUUAAAGAACUUCUACUUGCUUCUUCUCACUCACCAUUGCCUCUUUGUUGUUGUUCUUUGGGAUACUGCACUGCACUGCACUGGAAUUUCUUCUGUUCUUCCGAAAAUAGGAGAAAACUCUAUCUGCUUCUCUCUCUCUCUAUUCUUUGUUAGUCUAGUGGGAUUUCACUUUACUCUCAUAGUCUCAUUGCUGUUGUUUUGGGGGUUAUGAUUUUCCUCAGUUAUGGAUUUGAAAAAGCUUGUAUUUUCGGAGCAGUUUUCUCAUGCUAUCUCUUCACGGAGAAAGAUAAUUUUUGGUUUUGGUUUGGGUAUAGGGGUUUCACUCUUUGUUCUUUCGAUUAUUUUGCUCAGCAACCCAUUUAUUAAGGGUUCUCUGUUCAACCCAAUGUUUCAAGGGUUUAACAGCAUUACGGGUAAUUCUUCUCUUGUUUCGUGGCCAUUCUCGUUUUCAAACGUUCCUACUCUUUCUUCUUCUUCUUCUUCUUCUUCUUCUUCAGGCAUCCGAAACUCCACUGAUGUAUUGCAGACGGGUGGAGAGGAAAUCUAUAAAAUGAAUGCCUCAGAGAAAUCGAACAAUGCAAACGUUUUGGGCUCCAGCAGGGUCGAAGUGUUUAUAGACAAAACCCGCGAGAGGAAUUCCUCCGAGAGUGAGAAAAACGAAUGCUUUUUUCACGAACAAGGAAGGAUUGAUGACAGAAUCCAUCACUGUAAUUUGUCAAUGAAAGAUAACACUGCAACCUUUUUCGGUGCAGAAGAAGCGAUUGUGAAUGAGAAACGUGAAGGAAACACCGCUGAGGGACAUGCCUAUGAAAGCUUGGUUGGCAAAUCUAAAGGGAAAGAUAUGGUUACUAAUGAGACCAGUAUCGUUAAUGAUUCAAACAACCGCGAGAACGUGAAGUCCCUUGGUGGAGAAAAAAUGGUGUCGGCGAGAUUUCAAGAAACAAAUUUGCCUGUGACCGAUAGCGACAAGAGCUCCUACAAUGAUUCUGGACUUGUAAAGAGGGUCGACAGUUCUUUUGAUAAUUGUGAUAUUUUUGACGGCAAAUGGGUGAGAGAUGAUGGAAAACCAUAUUAUCCCGCUGGUUCUUGUCCUUAUAUUGAUAGGGAUUUCGACUGUCACCUCAACGGAAGGCCGGAUGAUGCUUUCUUAAGAUGGAGAUGGCAACCAAAUAGGUGUGACAUUCCCAGCUUGAACGCAACUGAUUUUCUGGAGAGAAUGAGAGGGAAGAGGCUGGUUUUUGUGGGGGACUCGUUGAAUCGGAAUAUGUGGGAGUCUCUGGUAUGUAUCCUUCGGCAUGGUCUCCCAGACAAAAGCAGAGUGCUCGAGAUUUCAGGGAGAAAAGAAUUCAAAACAAAAGGCUUUUAUGCGUUCAGAUAUGAGGACUACAACUGUUCCUUGGAUUUUGUGAGCUGUCCAUUUCUUGUCAGGGAAUCAUCGAAUAAGAGGAAAAAUGGAUCAAUUGAGACUCUAAGACUGGAUUUGAUGGAUACGACAACAUCACUGUAUCGUGAAGCUGAUAUUGUAGUCUUCAAUACAGGCCAUUGGUGGACUCAUGAGAAAACCUCUCGAGGGGAAGACUAUUACCAAGAAGGUAACUACGUGCACCCAAAACUCAAGGUCAUGGAAGCAUACAAGAAGGCACUCACCACUUGGGCAAGAUGGGUCGACAAGAAUAUCAAUGCCAGCAGAACUCAGGUCUUCUUCAGAGGAUAUUCAGUAACCCAUUUCAAAGGUGGCCAAUGGAACUCAGGCGGGCAGUGUCACAAGGAAAGUGAGCCAAUCUUUAACGAGACAUACUUGGGAAAGUACCCUUCAAAAAUGAGAGCUCUAGAUCAUGUGCUGCAACAAAUGCACACUCCUGUGAUAUAUCUGAACAUCAGUAGGCUUACGGAUUACAGAAAGGACGGGCAUCCUUCUAUUUAUAGAAAGGUAUACAAAACGGUAGAGGAACAGAUUGCUGCUGAGAAAUCUCAGGAUUGCAGUCACUGGUGUUUGCCAGGUGUACCAGAUACAUGGAAUGAAUUACUCUAUGCUUCUCUCUUAAAGGCAGAUCGAGGAUCAUGGAAAACAUGAAGAGCCAUCUACAAUGAAUCCUAUUGCAUAAUUUGUUAUUUUUCUUGUUGGUUUACAUAUAUCGAGCUGCGCUGUGUGUAAUAUUACGUCUCUAAUUACUUCUCAAGCUUCUACAUUGAUCAAGAAGUGCGGUGCUGGGUGUGAGGUUUCUGGCUAGAGAUGGAUAUGGCGAGUGGGGUGUUAGCCAUAGAUGUUCAGUUGAAUCCUUUCAUCUGUAAAUUCUACACUUGAGUGAUAUCAACAUGUGCUGAAGUUGUUUCAUUAUUACAUUCUAUCAUCAUGGUGAAAACUGUGUAUUUGUCAAAACUAACAGUAAUACUUGUGCGGAGUCGAUAGUAAUGUUAA